Molecule: messenger RNA, 965 nt
Organism: Momordica charantia (bitter melon)
Lineage: Eukaryota; Viridiplantae; Streptophyta; Magnoliopsida; Cucurbitales; Cucurbitaceae
Source: RefSeq, a predicted model, not a curated record
AUGGAGAUGUCAUCUCAAAAGAAACUAAAGGAAGAUAUUGCCUCUUCCGAUGGAGUCCGAGCGAACCACAAGUGGAGCAGGACCUACCACCAUGGAUUCACAAAUCAUGUGAAAGUAGGAGGCAGAUCUGAAAUGGAGGAGGGACGGCCAGCAAGGACGGCGGGCGAGCGACAAUAUGAAGAGAUACAAAUUGCUUGUGACAAGGUGAAGGAAUUAGAAUACUUAAGGGAGGGUUUCAAUAUCUUUGCUGUUUUUCAGGGUACUUUAAUAGCAAGGGGACUAAUACAAUUCUGUGAAGGAGCACCUCCUGUUAAGAAUUUUAUUUCUCUGGCAGGUCCUCAGGCUGGUGUUGCAGCUAUUCCUUUUUGUGAAAAUAUCUUUGGAAUUCUAUGCCCAGUGAUCCAAGCUUGGUUCAAUGGCAUAGUUUAUACAGAAGAAGGCCAAGAUUUUGCUGCUGCUGCCACCUAUUAUAAACUCCCAAAUAAAAUUGAGGAAUAUUUGAAGUAUUCUAGAUUCCUUCCCAAGCUCAACAAUGAACGUCCAGGAGAAAGAAACUCGACUUACAAGGAGCGUUUUAGUAGCUUGCACAACUUGGUGCUUCUUGCAAAUGAGAACGAGAACGUUUUGAUUCCAAAAGAAUCUGCAUGGUUUGGAUAUUAUAAAGAUGGGAGCACUGAAGGAAUUUUACCUGCACAAGAGAUAGAUCUUUAUAAAGAGGAUUGGAUUGGGUUGAGGAGUUUGAAUGAGGUGGGAAGAGUGAGAUUUGAGCAAGUACCAGGAGCUCAUGCUGAAGCAUCUGAUGAAACUUUGAGUGAGUUUGUGGUGCCUUUCUUGGUGGACUGGAAUCAGCAGCAGCCCUCAACCAUGCCAAUGCCUUGUAAUUAGUCACAAGCAGCCUUCGAAAACCUUGUUUCUCUUCUAUGAAUGGAUGUACAUGUAAUAUAAUGUGAUGUAUUAAUGUAUUG